AUGGCGGGAACGGCUGGCCGCCAAGGCCGCGCCCUGCCCGUGGCCGGGGUUCACGCCCCGUGUGCUGCCCGGGGCCUGGUUGACGGCGGGUGCAGAGGUCUGCCAGGGUCAGGAGCAGGACUGUGGCACGAGCCACAGUUCUGUGCGCUGAGGGCUGCUGUAAAAGGGGGCACAGCACCUGCCCUGAGGGCUGAGAAGGGGACACCAGGCCAGCUGACACCCUCCACCAUUGCCCAGAAGUCCAGGGAAGGCUCUGCUGCAGCCAAGGCCAAAGGAGAAGGCCCGGGCGCGGGCGGGCGCGCGCUCUCAGAGGGCGCCCGGCCGCCGCCGUCGCCUCCCCGUCCGCGUUCCCCACCCCCCCCCCACCCCGCCCCGGUGCCCGGUGCACGCGCCCCCCCCGCGGACGCCCGCCCCGCCCCUGAGCGCGGGGCCCCGGGCGGCAAGGGGAAGUGUCAGUCCAAGCGCGGCGAGCGAGGCCACUCACCGGCCCCCCGCGGCCCCCCGCGCCCCGGCCGCGCCGCCGCAGCGCCCCAGAGAGAGAGCCCCGAAGGGGACAGCUUCGCGGUGUCCGCGUACGCGAGUGGCCACAAAGGCGCGGAGGAGGCAGAGCGGCGCGUCGGCGGCAAGCAGGAGCUGCUCAGCGGGGACCUGCCGGAGGGACCUUCCUGGGAGGACCAGUGUCCCCUAGAGGUGGCAGCCACCCCUGAGAGAGCCGAGGCCCGAGGCAGCACAGGACAGCUCUUUGGCGUGCUUGAUGGAGAGAAAGCAGCAAGGCGCGAGGGCCCACGAGGGCUGGGCAAGAGGCACCUGAACAUCGAUGUGCUCCAGGGCGACGUCUCGGUGAAGGAGGACAACCAUCAGGAGUGGACGUUCACAUUCUAUGGUUUCGACAACAAUGGCAUAGCCACCAGAGAGGACGUGUCCAGCCUGAUGCACACCAUCUGGGAGGCCGUCAACGCCUCCGUCAGCCACUCCUCUGGCAGCAGCAGGACGCUCCGUGUGAAACUGACCAUCAGCCCCGAGUCCUCCAGCAAGAGAAAGGAGAGCCCUCCCCCAGGCCAAGACCGGGAGCCCACUCACUGCGGGACGGAGGGCGAGCUCAGCGAGGACCCCCGGGGGGCCGACAAGAGGCUGUCGGCACAUGUCAGGAGGCCGGGCGCCGACCCCCACCCCUGCCGUGCACGGGGCCCGUGCCGCGUGGACGAGAACACGGAGCGGAGGAACCACUACCUGGACGUGGCCGGAAUCGAGAACUACACGUCUAAGUUCGGACCUGGAUCCCCGCCGGCGCCAGCCAAGCAGGAGCAUCAGGGCAAGGCCGUGCACCCCCGGAGCAGGUCCCACUCGCAGGAGGCGGACGCACACGAUGCGCACCACCGCAGGUCUCAGCCGCUGGCCGACCACCCCCCGCCGGCUGCAGACCCCGCCAGGGCCCUGGAUGCGCAGCCCCGCCUGAAGGGGCAGGACAAGCAGCCUCUGAGGUCCCCCAAGGGCUCAGGGAGGCCACCUGGGGCGCCCGGCGGAGGCAAGCCCGGGAGAGCCUCCGGCCCCCGCCCCCCAGGACGGCCAGCCCCCCCCCCCCAGCCCCCGCCGCAGCCCUACGGCCACAAGUGCUACCGGCAGAGGGGCAGGGAGGGCCACUCGCCCCCCAAGGCGGUGCUGGAGCACGAGGGGGUGCGGGGCCCGCCGCCCCCGCUGGUGGGGGAGGGCUGUGCGGUGCCCGCGGUCCAGCGCCACGAGCACCACCACCGCCACGAGCACCACCACCCAUCCUAGUGCCAACCGUGCACACCGGCCCCGGCGUGGGCUCCGCGGAGGUGGCGCCGAUGGACCUGGUGGGGAGGGCCUCCUUGGCCCCCCGCCUCCCCGCGCCGUGCUGCCCACAGAGGCCGUGUCCGCACGAACACGUGGGACGCCACUGGCGUCUCAGCUUUGAAGCUACUCCGCGUGCCCCGUAGACACCCUCCGUGGGUGGAGAAACAUAGCCGGUAUCUGCUCUUGUUUGUGAUUCCAGACGGGGCCCCUGUGGUGCUGAAGGGGCUCCGCUCGGACGCCACACGUCCGGUGUGGGCUCCCUGUUACGUGGCCCUUGCUGUAAUCUGUUCACGAGGAAGUCCAAAGGGGGCAGCGGCAGGGGGGUGGCCGCGCAGGACGGGGCGUUGUCAGGAAACGCGGCGGCGGGGUGGGGAGGCCAGGCAGGGCCGAGGGGCUGCAGGAGGGGCCUCCGGCAUCUCCGCGGACACAGACGUGGACGGCAGGCCGGCCCCUCGUGCUUGGUGGACGCAGACCCGAAGCGGCGUGGCGGCAGACCCGGCCUCCGCCAAGUCCCCCUCUGGGAAGGCAUGAUCCCCAUUCCCUCUGGGCGUCGGGAGAAGGGCUGUGGGCCAGCAGGAAGUCUCACCCCGCCCCAGCGCUCCCACCGAGGCAGGAAGUUACUGCUCCUUUGUUCUGGAGAGGCACGCCGACUCCCGGCAGCUUGCGUGUCUGUGUGGGUGGCUUUCACUGGCCUUCGUGGCACCGCUGUUGAGGACGAAGCGUUAGUGGUCGACGCGUGAGGUCCCCCCUCAGGCACAAUGAAAGCGUGUGCAUUUGCAACGCGUCGGGCCCGGUUUGCAAUCAAGAUCUUCCGGUAGAUACGGGCAGACCGCCGCCCCAGGCGGCGCGAGGCUACAGGUGUGCGGAGCCGGCGGGCCCAGGGCGCGUCCCCCGCGUGCACGGGUAGAGGGAAAACUGACGCACGUGCAGGCACACGCGCCUCUGUCUUUGCGGGGUUUCCUCCCCGUGUUUCUGCUCUAAAGUUCGAACACGUAAGCAACCCGAAAACCUACGUCCCCAGCUUGGCUCGUGAUAACGGGACACUUGGUACCACGUCUGGGGCUGUGAGGACCAGGGUUCAAGUGGAGACGGUGGCUCUCUGUACACAGGGAUCUGUUUGGAGGGGUCGGGAUAACAUCUGCCCCUGUCUGCUCUUCAGGACGUCCUCCUGGGUCGUGGCUGUUGUAAAGUCUGCAGGGAUUCUGGAGGAUCUGGCGUCUUCCCUGGGGCCCACGUCCCACUCCCCGCCCCCGGGAGACCCCCAAGCCACCCCUGCCCCUGGGGCAGCCCCCACCCCCCCCCCCCACCAGGGGACCAUUGCCCUGCUUUGUUUCCUCUUUUCUGCCCAAAACUUACACAUUUGUCUGUACUCGGGGAGACCUGUGUGUCUGUGCCAGCCUGCUCGCCUCACCCACACCUGCUGCCCGGGACCUCAUAUGCUUCUGCUCCACGGGCUCCUGGAGGGCCCACGCCUCAUCCUCGGUGCCAGGCACGUCACCAACACACCAGAGAAGCCCAGUGAACACUGGAGGGCAGCCCGCAAGCCCCCUGUGGCGUGGGCGUGACCUGCCAUGGGAAGUGUCAGGAGGAGGCCAGCGGGACGGUGGGCCCAGAGGUCCAGCAAAGGCGGAAGGUCCGGGCACUUUCUGAUGGUCCGGAACGCAGGUGGGCACUGGGGGCCUCACCCACCCUUCCCCACCAAGCACCCUGCUGCGUGCGUCCGGGAGGGGUCUGAGCCCAGCGGACCGGACAGCCCCCAGAACGGGGGAGAGGGGGUCCAGGCAGGGAGGCCUCUUGAGGCGAUGUCCCCGCACAAUGCAGAGCCGAUGGCCAGCAAGCCAGGAACUGGAGAGUCCCCUGGUCUAGUUAGAGUGUCUGCAAACGAACAGGAAAACAGCCCAGCCCACAUCCGAGACAGGGAAUGUGUGUGACCAGUGCCUCGGAGCAGCAGGGCAAAGAACAGAAGCAAAGGUACUGUCCGAACAGCACACCCGCUAGGAUUCCCCACAGGCGGCACCGAGUAAAACCCAGAAGCGUCUUCAGAUGCCUGAGAGUAAGAUUAGCCCAGCCUCUAGACACAAGUCGAGGUCAAAAAGCAAUUUUAUUUCCACAG
This is a messenger RNA of Leopardus geoffroyi (Geoffroy's cat), 3928 nucleotides long. It is a transcript of the gene NKD2, whose product is annotated as NKD inhibitor of WNT signaling pathway 2. The transcript has 11 exons. Gene Ontology annotation, biological process: negative regulation of Wnt signaling pathway. The coding region runs from base 1 to 1776 and encodes 591 amino acids. The record is from RefSeq and is a predicted model, not a curated record. Lineage: Eukaryota; Metazoa; Chordata; Mammalia; Carnivora; Felidae. Gene Ontology annotation, cellular component: cytoplasm.